Fraxinus pennsylvanica is the source of this 2832-nucleotide messenger RNA. Lineage: Eukaryota; Viridiplantae; Streptophyta; Magnoliopsida; Lamiales; Oleaceae. The record is from the annotation of a GenBank genome assembly.
AUGAAGAAGCUUUUUUCAUUUAGAUCAAAUGCAUCUAACGGUAAAAACAGUAAUCAAGUCUCACCGCCAUCAACAGAUAAGCAAGUCUACUGGGAGAGACCAACAGAAAGUAUUAACAAGCCCAGAAAAGACAAACAGGGCUCGGAAAAUCAGGUUUUUGGUACUGCUCCUUGUCUUAGAAGAAGCCUUUCAUAUUCAUCUGGAGCCCUACACUAUGGGAAUUUUGCCGAUCAAGGUGGCUCACCUCGUAGUACCAGUAAUUCACUCAAGCAAUCUGGUCAACAUUCCACCCGUUGUCUUACUCCAACUCCUGAGAGACAAUCCAGGACAAAUUUUUUUGAACUGGGUAUGGUUCGAAAUGAGCAGAGAGUAGGGAAAUCAGAUAGCGUUGCAAUGCGAGAACAUUCUGACAUAUCUGAGGCCUCUUCAUAUGGCUCCAGUAACGUAUCGAAUAAAGUUUUGGAUCGUUACAUCGAUGGAGAACAACAGAUGGAUACGAGUGCUUCAAUGACCCACUUUUCCACGAGAAAUCACAUUGACAAUGGCAACUCUGGGAGAAUGCGGCCACCAAGAGUUCAAUGUACUGCACCUAUUUCACCAAAGGAUGGCAGGAAGCAGAAACCAAAGUCUCAAUCCUUCAGAGAAGCAAAAUUAUCUCAGCUUCAGUUGUCAUCUGGAGAUUGGGAGGAGAAUGGCUUUUGCCGUGAAUCCCCUAGAAAACUUGCAAAGAAUGUGGUCGAGAGACUUACCCAAUCUCGAGUUUUGUCUAAGAUUAGGUCAAAAGAAUAUGACUCGGAGACCCCAAUCACUAUUGAAGAUAUUUAUAGCAGAACCUUCAACGAAAGUUCCAGUGCGUAUUCUGAUGAAGUUUCUACAAAAAACUGCACAUUAGAUAGGCAUCCAGAGACUACUGAUGGAUACCAUCAUGAAGAAACUUUAGGAUUCUCAGAGAAAGAGACUUCUUUCAGUGGUAAAGAUGGGUUUGCACUAAAUUUGGAGGCUAUUGAUGAUACAGAUACUGAACUUUUUAGAAAAUCCAAGGAAGCUGAUGACCGCGCUGCAUACCUUUCAGAAGAACUCGAGCGGGAAAACUUUUUUCAAGUCAGAGGAUGCAAUGUGCCAGUGUUGAUUCAGACAAUUAAAAGCCUGACAGAGGAAAAGGUAAAAAUGGCCAUAGAAGUUUCAGCUGUCCUACAGGACCGGAUUGCUGAAAAGGCCUUACUUAGGGAAGAGCUCAAACUAGCAAGGGAAGAGUCAAGCACACAGGCCCGGAGAUUGGAGAAGGAAAAGCAUGAGUUGCAGUUGGCACUUGAAAAGGAAUUGGACAGGAGAUCAAUUGAGUGGUCCCACAAACUUGAAAAAUAUCAGUCUGAAGAGCAUAGGCUUCGAGAGAGGGUUAGGGAGCUCGCAGAGCAAAAUGUUUCCCUUCAAAGGGAAGUAUCUUCCUUCAGUGAAAGGGAAGUGGAUACUAGAACCAGAAUUACUAAUUCAGAGAGACAGCUUGAAAGCAUAACCACUCAAGUCAAUGAAGCUAGAGAGGAAAAGCAAUAUUUACAGAAAAAUCUUAUUGAACUGCAAGACAAAUUUAGAGCAGCAGAAGAAGAUCGAGAUUGCUUUCGAAGAAACUAUGAGGCGAAAGCUGUUGAGUGCAAGGAUAUGCACAGAUCCAUCAGUAGACUGCAAAGGACCUGUAGAGAUCAAGAGAAAACAAUCGAUGGAUUGCGGGGGCUUUGUGAAGAUCUUCGGAAGAAAGUUUCUUUAGAGAACUGUGAUUUCGAGUUUGCAAAGCUGCAAGUGGAACAUAUGAGAUUGACCGGAGUGGAGCAUGCCCUGAGAAAGGAGGUGCAAUCUUACAGACUUGAAGUUGAUUCACUUAGGCGUGAGAACAUAGAUCUACUGAAUCGUCUGAAAAACGGUGGGAAAGAUGGUGCAACUUUAACUUUUAAGUUAGAUCAAGAACUACAGAAUCGUAUUAGCUGCUUGCUAAAUCAAGUGCUUCCGUCUCUUAUGGAGAACAACCAACUUUCUAGGAAGUUACUUGAAUAUAUAAAAGCCAAUGAAAGACGCACACUGAAAAGUGGACAUGGAUCUGAGACAGGUUUAGAUUGCCAAUUUAUUCUUGAAUGUGAAGUGAAGCUUCAAGGUUUUGAGCGGGCCACUGAAAACUUGACAAGGAGUGUGCAGACAGUCUCCAGUGUGCUGUAUGCAAAAUCCACGAAGUUGCAUGACACACUUGGCCCAGUUACCCUGGAAACUCAAUCAUCCAGACUAGAUGACGAGUCAUAUAAACUAGAUGAUCGAAAAUCAGAGGAGAUAAUGCGAUCCGAGUUAAAAGCAGAGACCUUAUUGACAAGUUUGUUGCGUGAGAAGCUUUAUUCCAAAGAGCUCGAUGUGGAGCAACUUCAAGCUGAGCUGGCUGCAGCUGUCAGAGGUAAUGACAUACUCAAAUGCGAAGUGGAAAAUGCAUUGGAUAAUUUUUCUUGUGUAAACCACAAGAUGAAAGAUCUUGAAAUUCAGAUGAUGAAGAAGGAUGAUAUUAUUAAUCAACUUCGAACUGAUUUGCAAGAAUGUAAGAAAGAACUGACAAUUGCAGGGGGAAUACUACCAAAAGUAUCCGAAGAGAGGGAUUUAAUGUGGGAGGAGAUUAAGCAAUAUAGUGAGAAGAACAUGUUACUGAAUUCUGAGAUCAAUAUGUUGAAAAAGAAGAUAGAGACCCUCGACGAAGAUAUACUCUUGAAAGAAGGCCAAAUCACUAUUUUGAAAGACACCAUAGGCAAACCUUUUGAUCUUCUUGCAAGUCCAGAUUCUACUCGAGACUUUCUACUGGCAUGA